ACAACGACAGUGAGACUCGUUCGUGCCUCCCGGCAAUAUUACGCUGCCGCGAAUGAUCUCCUCCCUCCUCCUCUGAUGACACCACCAUCGUGUUCGUGUUACCGCUGCCUCCAAUCGUGAACCAGAAGUAGUCUCAGCUGUCUUUGUUCCGGUGCACGAGAUCCCCUUUUCCGACAAAGAAUUCGGCCGAGCGAAGACCACGGACAAGCAAGAGAGAGAGGGAGAGAGAGAGAAUGGAGGCGCGGCUGCACCCGGACGGCCUGAUGGUGGGAAGCAGCGACGGCCUCCGCGACUUCCUCCUAUCGGCAUCUGAGGAUAUUGAUUCCAUCCCUGACGAGCGCCUGCGCGACAAAGCUAGGGCCCUCUCGGCUCGGGACUCCGUCCCUUACAGGUCCCUCCGAGAAGUCUAUCUUGCCAUGCCGGCAUCCUCCAGGCCGGCGCUCCUCCCGCUUCUCGCGGGCUCCGACCUCCUCUUUGCGAGCCCUAAACCUAGGGAGAAGUGUGAUGAGUUGAAAGAAAGACUAAUGAAGCUCGCUGAAUUGGAGGAGAGGAAAGCAUAUGAUGCACUUAUUGAGGACAUUGCACCAAAGAAAGACACUGAGGAGCCAUUUUCUUCAUACAAGGAUCAACUAGGAUUUGGCCUUCAUGUUGUGGUGACGAUGUUCACUGGUUACUUGGUUGGUUACGCAGCAUUUAGAGCUCUUUUUGCACGGAAUCAAUUUAUGAGUGCUGCAGGGGGAAUCUGUGGGUUGGUCUUUGCCAUGCUUCUUGAGACAGUUCUCUUCAUCAUUAGAACAUCUGGUCCCACUAAAAUAUCCUCGCCUUCUACUUCAAAGGUCAAGAAAAACCUCUAGUGGCUUGUCCGCCAGGUUAGCUGUCCAUCCUAAUCUGUGUUUACUCUGUAUAUGUUAUCAAGGCAACUGAAGUAUCUUCGGUUGUUCUGUUAAUGUGAAGUACACGUUUUAGUCUUGCAAAUUACUACAAAAUUCCGCUUGUACAACAGAUAGAUCUUCCAAAUAUGGAACACGUUUUAUUUGCAGACAGAUCCAUUGCUCCAGGAAAUUGAAAAAUAAUCUCGUCUGCAAGGCA
Nymphaea colorata (pocket water lily) is the source of this 1089-nucleotide messenger RNA. RefSeq lists its product as uncharacterized. Lineage: Eukaryota; Viridiplantae; Streptophyta; Magnoliopsida; Nymphaeales; Nymphaeaceae. Bases 234 to 854 code for a protein of 206 amino acids. Gene Ontology annotation, cellular component: endomembrane system. The record is from RefSeq and is a predicted model, not a curated record. The transcript is spliced from 4 exons. Gene Ontology annotation, biological process: vacuolar proton-transporting V-type ATPase complex assembly.